AUGAUCGCCCAGCGUGUCGGCAUCGCUGCCAUGCGCAGAACCGCCUUUAGCCAGAACAUGCCCCGUCUGGCCAUGGCUGCGCGCAUUUCCACCACCCAGGUUCGUCCCAUCGAGACCACCCACCUGUCGCCUCCCGAGGGCCAGGACAUCCUCGCCAAGCAGCGCCUGCAGCGUCCCAUCUCCCCCCAUCUUGGCAUCUACAAGCGCUCGCAGACCUGGUUCUCCGCCUCGGCCUGGACGCGUAUCACCGGCUGCACGCUCUCCGGCGCCGCCUACGCCUACUUCCUCACCUACCUGAUUGCGCCCCUCGCCGGCUUCCACGUCGAGUCGCAGAGCCUGGUCGCCGGCUUCGCCGCCCUGCCCUUUGCCGUCCAGGGCCUCGUCAAGAUCGGCCUCGGCUUCCCCUUUGUCUUCCACUUCAUCAACGGCAUGCGCCAUCUGAGCUACGACUUGCUCAAGGGCUUCGCCAAGAAGCAGAUCCGCGCCAGUGAGCGCACCAUUCUCGGCCUCAGCCUGCUCAGCACCCUCUACCUUGCCUUUGGCCUGUAA
Akanthomyces muscarius is the source of this 549-nucleotide messenger RNA. RefSeq lists its product as uncharacterized. Gene Ontology annotation, biological process: mitochondrial electron transport, succinate to ubiquinone; tricarboxylic acid cycle. The record is from RefSeq and is a predicted model, not a curated record. The transcript is spliced from 3 exons. Gene Ontology annotation, molecular function: electron transfer activity; succinate dehydrogenase activity. NCBI's taxonomy places the organism in Eukaryota, Fungi, Ascomycota, Sordariomycetes, Hypocreales, Cordycipitaceae. Gene Ontology annotation, cellular component: membrane. The coding region runs from base 1 to 549 and encodes 182 amino acids.